Molecule: messenger RNA, 3349 nt
Organism: Varroa destructor (honeybee mite)
Lineage: Eukaryota; Metazoa; Arthropoda; Arachnida; Mesostigmata; Varroidae
Gene: Hcs
Product: holocarboxylase synthetase-like protein
Biological process (GO): protein modification process
Cellular component (GO): cytoplasm
Molecular function (GO): biotin--[biotin carboxyl-carrier protein] ligase activity
Source: RefSeq, a predicted model, not a curated record
UCGAAUUUAACGCCUUAGAACAACUGUACCAUUUAUAUUAACCAAUUGGAUUAUGCCUCAAAAUAAAAAUGUAAUUCGAGUUUUGUUAGUUCAAAACCUAGCCAAAACUUUGUUUGUUCUAUUUUGAAGUGUCUGUUUUGUUUAACGCGCUUAUUUGUGCUGAUUCUCUCUAACCUGUUAGAACAGAAGCUAACUGGGUAUAUUAUUUACGCAUAUUUCUACUGCUGCGGCGCAGCUUUUUUCGUUCCGGGUGCUGCUGACCGGUACGUUACGACAAACCGUGAAAUGAUUGGAUUAGCGCAGUGAGUGUUUUGCUGAUACGUCCUCGUGUUUGCUAUGAGUGUGAGUGUGCUACGUCACUGAUACUUUAGAGGUGACGCUUUAUUCAAUAGAAAGCUCCUUCUAAUCAUAAUAACCCUCUCCGUAUGAGAAAGUUGCAACGGCUGGAUUGGUGUGUAACCUCAAGCUACGACAAAUAAGUCGGCCAGAAACGAUAUCAAUAACAAGCAUCCGCCACUCAUCGAUUAACGAAUGGAAUCGUGCCGGUAGAUCGUUACUCUUCCUCUAGGGGAUACUUAUCGAGAAGUGGUAGCCGUAGACCGUAGACCGUUGUUGUGUAGACUAGAACAGUCGGGACGCUAAUGUUUUUAGCACCCGUAGCUAGACGCGUGCUAAUCGAAGCUCAACAGCAGAUAACUUUCAGAUGUCUUAAGCCUUUAAAAUCGACUGUGCGUAGCCCGAUCUAUGUAGCAAUUACGGGUGACAGUGCCCCGUUAGACCACAGGAAUUCGCUCAUGUUGAAACCACCACAUAUUUUGGUAUUCGGUCAGGAUGACGCUGAAUGGAAAAAGCGUAUUGAGAAUAUCAUAGACCCAGAUCUGUAUCUAGUCUAUACGAUGACUGUGCAAGAGCUACAGUCACCGGCGUGGAUUCGUAAUUGUCGUUUACUCUGGCUAAGCCAAAUUCAGCCAGAAGAAUGGCCGGAAGCGAUGAAAGCUAAUCUAGAAAACUACUUCCUGACAGGUGGAGCUAUUGCGGGUGGAGAUCUAGCGCUGGUAAACACAGAUUUGCUAGCUAAAGCUGUUCACGUGGAGACGGACGACGAUUCGGCGCUUCGUGAAUAUUUCGAGGGUCUAGGAAUUUUGUGCGACCAAACGGACAAGUCGAUUUCGAAGACCGAAGGUUACCUCAUGACAGACAAACAGGUUGACUCGUUUUUUAAUGGCAAACUUGCCGAUGAAGAAUUCCGGAUCUCGGACGAUGAGCCGAUUAAUGAUAAGUUUACUCCGAUCCGGUUGGGCCAUCCGGACCGCUCGAAGUUCAACACGGAGAAAUAUUUUCAGUAUUUGCGGACGCGCGAAAUAGGCCGAACAAUUCUCUACACCGAGAAUGUGUCGACGACGAUGUCAACGAUCCGCACAAUCGAUUCGGUCCAUGGUGCGGUGGCCGUGGCCACACGCCAGAUUCGUCCUGUAGCCCGCGGGCGAAAUUCGUGGAUUAGCCCUCGCGGAUGCGCCAUGUAUAGUGUCGUAUUACAUUUAUCGCAGAUGGAUCGUAUCGCCCAAAGAAUGUCGUUCCUUCAACACCUGGCAGCGCUGAGCAUUGUUCGGGCCAUUCGAUCUAUUUACCCAUACCUUGAAAUUGCCAUUAAGUGGCCAAAUGACGUAUACUUCAAACGCGAUGUAAAAAUUGCCGGAAUCCUGUCGACUUGCACUAUGAAAUCAACGGGCGAAUAUUACAACUACUUCGGUUGCGGAGUCAAUAUCAGCAACUCGAAGCCGCUCACGUGUGUCAACGAUUUGGCAAACAGCCAGGAACUUACAGUGGAACAAUUCAUCGCGGUAAAGUUAACUCAGUUCGAGAGGCUGUUGGAUCUCUACGAAAAAGACCCAUCAAAAGUUCUUGAGGAGUAUCACGCCAAUUGGCUACACACGGACGAAGAAGUCAUCGUGGAGGCAGUCAAUUCCCGGGCUACCAUACGUUGCGUCGAUGAGGACGGUUUCCUGCUGGCGGAGAAACCUGAUGGCGAAAUGCUGCGCCUGCAGCCCGACGGUAACUCGUUCGAUGCUAUGAAAGGCCUUAUUACCAUCAAGCAGAGGCGGGAAUCAUAGCCACUUCAUAUGGCACAAUAUAGCAACAGUGAUGGUUUUAUGAAAAAAAUCGUUUGGUAUUUGAACAGCUUUUUAUUGGUCACAAUUUUAACAGAAGUUGUAUUUGUUUGUUGUUCUAGAACGGUGCAGUAUUUUUCAACAGUGUCCGAACGAGUGUCCAAACAACAGUGCCUGUUUGAUAAUUGAAUGAGUACGAUAUAGGUAGCCAAGAGAAAUGUUUGUUUGCUCAUCAUAAUGUGACCAUGACUAUCAGAGCACUGAAGUCGCACAUAACUCUGCCACUAACUCGUAUUAGAAGUUGAUUUUGGCGGAAUAAAUAGACCACUCUAUGUUCGUCCGAUUUUACUGUUGGCUACAUGUACGGUUCACGAUAUAUUGAUCAUCGUUUGUCUAACAGGAAUUAGUUCUUGGCUCAAAAUGUAUGAUCUCAAAGAGUGUUCCUAACGACGUUUAUUAGACUUCCGAUCAAAUGAAACCCUUCUGUUUAUUUACCCUUAUGCAGGAUAAAAUAUUUUAUAAAGUUGUUAUGAGGUUGACAUAACUGGCACUUAAAAGAUCAGCUCUUCUCGGUCGUGGCAGAAAUUUAAGUGACAGUGUUCGCUUUAUAAACGAGUGUUUCGUCUAAUACUCGUACGGAUUAUUGAUUGUAAUUUUUAGCCGUGUGUCGGACUAUUUCAACAACUACAAUUAAGCAGUGAAGUUUUUCAUUCAGUACUAUUCUACAUGCUAUUUUUGAGGAAAGAGCUGCACUAGGAAAAGAUCGUGACCUCGAAAUAUUUCUAAACCACGGGGAUGCAUUCGACAGACCCAAAUUAAACACAUAAAAAUUCAGUUACUAUAUCUGAUAGGCACGGCUUGAGAUAGACUAUAGCUAAAUUGUAGAACAACAAUAUUAUGCAGAUUCUGUUGUAGAUUAACAACUGGUUUUUUGGUUUUAGUUAUUUUUCCAUCAGGCCGUGAAUGAUAUUACACUUCAGAUUGCAUUCUAUGUUCUUGCAGGACUUUUACGCCACCGUCGAAGACAUUGUAGCCGAAAUGCAGGCGAAUUAAGUACACUUAGAUAUCAUAUAUGAAGUAUAAUUAAUUGCAGUGGAAGUUAGGCGAGAACCUUGGUCGUUAGCUUUUUCAAAAUCCGUUUAUAUUUGUUUCACCAUUCAUUUAUGAUCUUCAUAUAUUUUUUUUUUUUAAUACAAGUGUCGAUUCUUGAAUAAACAAGUAAAUUGGUUUGUUUAUUAUUA